AUGAAGAAAAAGGAGCUUGCAAAAAGGUCCUUGAAGAGGGAUGAUGCUACCCAAGAUCUUAACAGAGCUAUGGAGAUUGGGGAUGAGGAUGCAAUUGAAAAAUUUAGUAAAAGAACUGUCAAGGUUACAAGAAAACACAAUGAUGACUGCAAGAGGCUGUUAAGAUUGAUGGGCGUCCCUGUGGUUGAGAUCAGCUACUGCCGUUUAUUGAUGUCUUCUUCCAGUGCCAAGGGGGCAAUGCAAGCAUGGUACCUGGUCUUUGUGAUCUCGUACUGUUAUAGAAUCAUAGGUAAUAAGGCACCAGGGGAGGCUGAAGCACAGUGUGCAGCACUUUGUGAAAAUCACCAGGUUUAUGCUGUAGCUUCAGAGGACAUGGACUCACUGACUUUUGGUGCCCGAAGGUUUCUUCGUCACUUAAUUGACCUUGGUUAUAAAAAAUCUCAUGUGACAGAAUUUGAUGUGUCAAAGGUUUUGGAAGAACUUGGACUCACGAUGGAUCAGUUCAUUGUCUUAGCAUUGUUGUUUAGCUGUUAA
Miscanthus lutarioriparius is the source of this 534-nucleotide messenger RNA. Lineage: Eukaryota; Viridiplantae; Streptophyta; Magnoliopsida; Poales; Poaceae. The record is from the annotation of a GenBank genome assembly.